AUGGACGCAGCGACGAGGGUGAUGGCUGCGCGGGCGGUGGCCGCGUCACGUCUCCUGGUGGCCGUGGGGGCUCUCGGUGCUGCCUUGCCCGGGCCCCGCAUUCCCCGGAGGCCUUCCGCCUCGCCAAGCUCGGCCGGCCUCAUGCGACGAGGGCUUUUUGUGACCGAUGACACCAUGUCUGAGCGCGGCCGAGGCAGUCGGAGAGACAGUAACGACAAUCUGUCUUCUAAAGUUUCCUUUAUGCUAAAUUCCAUGUCAGGUCCCAAUCCAGCUUCCGAGGACCGUCAUAGGUUUUCCUUUGUGUUAAAUACCUCGCUGGAAUCCAACUCAGCCUCCAACACAUUUAUCGCUCUUAAUUCGGGACCUAGUUCCUUCGACUCAGCCUCCAGACCUUCACGACAAAUCUCCAGGGAGAUGAAUUUUGUUCCCAGGUUAAAGAGAAGUUCUUUUGUGGGCACGUCCAGUGCUGAAGCCAGGGAAGAUCACAAACUGAUUCCCCACCGUGCUGCCUCUAAAAGCGCUCCUGUUUCUGACCAGAUCCAGAAACAUGUACAGGCCUUUCAUCUACCCAAGGAGCAGCUUGAACAUGUGAGGGAUUCUGUGUAUUUAGCCAUGCAGAAUGGCCUCAAGGAGAAGGCUAAAGAUGGCCGCGCUUUACCCAUGCUGCCUUCUUACGUUUGUACCUUGACUGAUGGCACUGAGACAGGGGAUUUUUUGGGUUUAGAAAUGAAGAAGGAUCAUUUGAAGAUCAUGCUCUUGCAACUAUCAGAUAAGGAUGCACCUGUGAUGAAGAAAAAGAACUUUCCAAUUACUGAGAAUAUUGUCAAUGGCAGUGGGGAGCAGCUUUUUGAAUUCUUUGCAAAAUGUGUGGCCACGUUUUUGGAUGGACUUAGCCUCAACACCAACAAUUUGCCGCUGUGCUUCUGCUUUCCCUUUCCUUGUGAACAUAACGCGCUGAACCAGUGUAAGCUGACCAGAUGGAACAAGGAUUGCCGGUGGCCAGGUGUGGAGGGGAAUGAUGUGGCACAACUGCUCCAAACAGCUCUUAACCAGACUUGCAAGAACUACAAGAUCGAUGUCAUUGCUGUAAUAGACGAUGCUGUGGGAACCUUAUUGAGCUGCCAUUCUGAGAAAGAGCCAUGUGAGGUUGGGAUGGUGAUAGAUGCUGGCACUAACUGCGGUUAUGUGGAGGAGAUGCAGCAUGUAGCAGGCUUGGAGCACGAUACUGGAUGCAUGUGUAUCAACACCGAAUGGGGCUCUUUUGGGAAGCUGGGCGAGCUGGAUGACAUAACGACAGAGUUUGACCUGCAAAUGGAUAACCUGUCCAUGGACCGAGGCAAAAACAAGUUUGAGAAGUUGAUCAGUAGCAUAUAUCUGUGUGAUACUAUCCGUGUUACUUUGGCUACUUUGGCUGAGAAAGGUGAUAUCUUCAGCGGUGUCCUGACUCCCACCCUGCUUACCAAGGGAAAAAUUGAGCUCCAAGAUGUUGUGGACAUAAUAGAUGAAAAAGUUGGCCUGGCCAAUACCAAGAACUUCCUUGUCCGUCUGGGAAUGGUGGCAAGCAACCAAGACUGUUUCAACGUGCAGCAAAUAUGCCAAGCGGUCUUUGUCCGUUCUGCCAAGCUCUGUGCUGCUGGACUGGCUGGCGUUCUUACUCACAUCCGGACCAGUCAAGGGCUGCCACAGCUGAAAAUCACCGUGGCUGUGGAUGGGAACAUGUACAAGAGCCAAUCACAGUAUGGUCAGAUCCUGCAAGAGACAUUGAAAUCACUGGCUCCUGACUGCACUGCCACCUUUGCCACAUCAGAUCAUGGCUGUGUUUUUGGGGCUGCCAGGGUGGCAGCUGCGACAGAGAGGCUCAAACACCAACAGGAAGGAGUAGCCCAGGUCCUGGCGCCUUUCCAUCUUUCUAUGUCCGACAUGGACACACUGCGGACCAUGAUGAGACAGGAAAUGGAGAAGGGUCUGUCAAAGGAGACACACAGUACAGCCACUGUCCGCAUGUUGCCCACUUACGUCCGUCAUUUGCCUGACGGCAGCGAGAGAGGGGAGUUCCUUGCACUGGAUCUGGGUGGAACCAAUUUCCGAGUGCUUAUGGUGCAGGUGAAAAGCAAAGAAGACGGUGGUGUACACAUGGUCUCUGAGUCUUACACAAUUCCACCCAAAGUGGCCCAGAGUAAUGAAAAAGAGCUCUUUGAUCACAUUGUUCAAUGCAUUUUGGAUUUCCAUAGCAAGCAUAGCAUUAUGGGACGAACACUGCCACUGGGCUUCACUUUUUCCUUUCCCUGCAAUCAGACAAGCCUGGACAAGGGCAUCUUGCUGAGAUGGACCAAGGGGUUCAGUGCCACAGGCUGUGUGGGAGAAGAUGUUGUGCAGUUGCUAAGAGAGGCUGUAGCGCGUCAAGCGGACAUUGAUAUAGAUGUGGUUGCCAUAGUGAAUGACACUGUAGGAACCAUGAUGGCAUGUGCCUAUGUGGACCCCAACUGUGAGAUUGGCCUCAUUGUCGGUACGGGUACCAAUGCCUGCUACAUGGAGGAGAUGAGGAAUGUGGGCACUGUGGAGGGGGACGAGGGCAGAAUGUGUAUCAAUAUGGAAUGGGGGGCGUUUGGAGACAAUGGCUGCCUUGAGCACUACAUAACACAGUUUGAUGAGAGAGUGGAUGCAGAAUCCAUCAAUGCUGGCCAGCAAAGGUAUGAAAAGCUCAUCAGUGGCAUGUACUUGGGCGAGAUUGUGCGCUAUAUUCUGCUGGAGCUAACAUCGCGCAAGGUCAUCUUCAGGGGUCGACAAUCAGAUGUACUCAAGACCAAAAACUUCUUCCCCACCAAAUUCCUAACAAAUGUUGAAGACACUCCUGGUCACCAUUACGUGUGUAACAUUCUGGAAGAAUAUGGGUUGAGUGUAUCUACGGAGGAUGCCUUGGUGGUAAGGGAUGUGUGCCGUGCCGUGUCAUCACGUGCUGCUAAGAUGUGUGCAGUGGGAAUAUCUGCAGUGGUGGAGAAGAUCCGAGAGAACCGCCACGCGUCAAAGCUGGAUAUAACAGUUGGCGUGGAUGGGACACUCUACAAGAUGCAUCCUUACUUUGCAGCAAAGCUUCAUAAGACGGUGGCUCUGAUAGCUCCAAACUGCAACGUCAAGUUCUUGCUGUCAGAGGAUGGUUCAGGGAAGGGGGCUGCACUGAUUGCUGCUGUGGCCUCCCAUAAAUAACCAAACCAUCCACUUGACUUGAAUAAAGAUGUCUCAGUAACCAGGACACCAAGACAUUCUCUACAAUGUCCACACCUUGACCCACAGGA
Zootoca vivipara (common lizard) is the source of this 3293-nucleotide messenger RNA. Lineage: Eukaryota; Metazoa; Chordata; Lepidosauria; Squamata; Lacertidae. The record is from RefSeq and is a predicted model, not a curated record.